Molecule: messenger RNA, 1103 nt
Organism: Microdochium trichocladiopsis
Lineage: Eukaryota; Fungi; Ascomycota; Sordariomycetes; Xylariales; Microdochiaceae
Product: Alpha/Beta hydrolase protein
Exons: 3
Coding region: 1-1035 (344 amino acids)
Molecular function (GO): catalytic activity
Source: RefSeq, a predicted model, not a curated record
AUGGCCGGCGCAUUCACCUCCGCCACGCUCGCCCUCUCCACCAAGGAGUUCACCACCUCUGACGGCACGCGGUACACCUACGACCACUCUGCCGCUGCCACAGUCGACGACGGGGCCACCAACACCACCAAGCCCACCUUCCUCUUCUUCCACGGCUUCCCUUCGAGCCGCCACGACUGGGCCGCUCAGGUGGAAGCCCUGACGGCCGCCGGCUACGGCGUCAUCGCCCCGGACCUUCUGGGUUUCGGCGAAACCGACAAGCCCGACCCGGAGAACCUUGCCCUGUACUCCUGGCGCCGCCAGUCUGGCCACAUUGGCGAGCUGCUUGACGCCGAGGCUGUUGACACCGUCAUCGGCGUCGGCCACGACUGGGGUACGUCUGCCCUCGGCCGGGCCUACAACUACAACUCCGACCGGUUCUCACACCUGGUCUUCAUUCUCGGGUUCAUCGAUGUCGAUGCGUUCAACGCGCAGACGCUGCUCGCGAGCGAGGGCCAGCUGGCGCAGUAUGGAUACUGGUACUUCUUCAACCAUUUUAGCGCAGAGCAGCUCAUCUCGGAUCACCUCGAGUCCUUCUACAGCGCCGCCUACACUCCCGACAGCGCCUCGCAGGGCAAGGAGCUCGCCCACCUCGGCGCCGCCCGGGCCUGGCUGACCGCCAACAAGACCACCGAGCUCGCGUCCUGGGACUCGCCCGCCCACAAGGCGACCUGGUUCGAGCUGUACACCCAGCCCAACGCCGUGGCGGCCAGCCUGAACCCGUACCGCCGGGCCAUGCGCGGCACCGACGUCUCCGACGACAACAACGCCAUCGCCCUCCAGGACAAGGUGCUCAACGUGCCCGUCACGCUCAUCGGCGGGACCCAGGACACCAUCUCCCCGGCCAUGUACAUGAGGCUGCUCACCGAGCCCGUUGCCACGCAGGGCCUCGAGGAGCACCUGCUCGAGGCGGGCCAUUGGGUCGGCAUGGAGCGGGCGACCGAGGUCAACGACAUUUUGCUUGGCCUUGGUGAGGGCCUGACGGUCAGCAAGUAGUGGGCAUUCAUGUGGGAGUUGGGGAAGGAAAACACGGAGGUAAACAUUUGUCAUUUUAGCGUAACGGG